AUGCUAAAAUUUGCUUUGCAGUUCUACCUCUUCAAAACUGCCACCCAUCCUUGUUUUCCGUCCUAUACACAAUGCGUGUCUCGAAAUCUUGUCAACGAGAUCUCCACAGGGGUCGUUUUCUAUUUUUCAAUUCUUAAUAUUGUUCAAGUGUAUUUCUUUCCACUGGUUGUCACUGUCGUCUGUUAUUCCUUGAUCCUCUGGAAGAUCUCCGAGGAAUCGGCGACAAAGAAGAAAGGAAAGAGUGAGUCUUCUCCUGGAAGUUUCUCUUUAUAG
Molecule: messenger RNA, 273 nt
Organism: Cooperia oncophora
Lineage: Eukaryota; Metazoa; Nematoda; Chromadorea; Rhabditida; Trichostrongylidae
Source: the annotation of a GenBank genome assembly